GGUAGCUUAGCAUAGAAACAAACAUGGCGGAUGUCAACAAUCAAAUAUCUUUUAAUUAAGAUGUUUCAAUUAAUUAUUUAAGCAGUAUUUUUUAUCGUGAUCGUGAUGACGCUAUAACGUGUAAAAGAAACCAGUAACAUGCCAGCCUACAUACUACCCAUAGAACGAACCCGCGCAGCCUUCCUGAAGCCUCCAGGUGGGCUAAGGUUUGGAAACUUUGAAGGCGUUGUCAAUCUCCCGCCAUUGAAGCCCCUUGUUUCCAGCCUUGGCGCUCAGAGUUUCUCCAGUCUGAACAACAACCAGAUCUACAAGGCAGUGUGUGAUUGGUACGAGACAUGGCGUCCAUGGCAACAGAGGGUGUUGAUAUGCGGAAUUGUGGACAGAUGUUCCAUGCGUCAAGUGGACAUGCUGGCAACCACUCUUGAGCCUGUCAAACAUCGUGACUACACAGUCGCUGUCAAUCAUCAGUAUCCCACAACACCUCUGAAGAAAAUCAGGGACAACAAAAAGAAGAAGAAGAAAGCUCCAGCAAAGAAAAAAAAGAACAAGCAAAAAUCUGUAAAAGAGCCUUCAACUUUUCAGCUUACAUUAACAAGAGAGGGAACUUUUGCAAAUGCAUCCUCACCUGUAUCAGUGAUUGACGAUGAUCAAGAAAACUUGUUGAGAAGUCAAGGAGAUGUCAUUUAUGAAAAACUUGAAUCACAGACUAUCACUUAUGAUGGGAACCACACGCAAAGAACGCUUGAUCAGUCUGAGAGUAGACUACAGUCCACAAACAUUGAAGACUUUGCAAACUCGUUGGCUAGUAGAAUACUCUUGGAAUCUAUACCAAAAACAGUAAAGAUUUUCGAUCCUUCAGAGCUGUAUGCCCAAGACUUGGCUAGCACUAUUGUGCAACAGGCUAUGGAUAGUGUUGAGCUCUUCAUGACAGCGAAAGAAAAAUCCAUUCUUGAGCGGACCACCAAGUUGUAUACGCUGAUUGACGAGCAAGAGCAUGGGAUGAGAGAACAAGUCAGCUAUGAAAACAUGCUGGCUACAGAUCCAUUACACAACAGCCCUGUGGCACAAGUUGUCAGUGGAAAGAUUAGGUUGGAUGGCCCAGGAAUCUCACCAGUAAAGCGUGUAAUUGUACGGUCUGAAUCUGAAAAGCCUGAAAAGAAAGUUGACAUGUCAAUCCUUGAUAAAUAUCGCAAAUACAAGCAACCAAGUGACAGUGACAAGCCAGAUUUCUACAAGAUGACUGGGCGUCCAAAGUCCCUGGUACGGAUUCUUGUGCCUGAAAAGGGUGCUCCGGGGGAGCUGAAAAGGUCAGACAGCCCAAAGUCUAUGGUCUCCCGGUGGUCAGCUGUUACCCACAGCACCCUGAGUGAACUUCGUUACAAGCUGUUUGGAGCUAGGGCUGUAGCCACGCCAGAUUUUUUCAAGAGUGAUGGAGUGGGGCAAACUCAGGGGGGCAUGCUACAUUUACGUCAGGGUGGGGUGAGAAGGCCCCAGGGUAUUCAGAGUGUCCCGGUGCCCAUCUCCAAGCUUUACAAGAGCGUGAAGUGGUGGACUGAGGGGGCGGGGGAUGGUAAGAGCCUGGUUAGGGCCCAGAAAUCGGAACUAGGGGCCAGCUUUAAGGAGCAGCUUCAGCAGGUCUGGAAGUGGAUGUCCCUGUGGGAGGACUUUGAGAAGGUGGCUCUACUGAAGGUGCUGCUGAAACUGUGCACCCCGGAGGAUCUGAACUUCCUGUAUGCACACCUGCAUCAGAGGUUACGCGACCACAGGGAUAUCAACCGCCUGUCAGACAAGCUACUGCUUUACAUCUUCUCUUUCACGCCAGCGAGCGGUAUCACCACGCUUAAGAAGGUAUGCAGAAGAUGGAGAUAUCUAUGUGCUACUGACGACCUGUGGAUGAUUAAAUGUCAUGAGUUAGGACUACAAGAAGGCAUAAAGAAUCUGGAGAAGAUGAUAGUGCAUGCCAAAGGUUAUCGGAUGGUGAUUGACUGGAGGAUGGCAUAUGACGAGAUAAGACUCAUCACGGACAAAAUGAAACAGGCCAUGAUGAAGAAGAAAGAGAAGCCACCACCUCAGGGAAGAACAGUGGAGUUCAAAGAACAAUUGGAAGAGCUGAAACAGAAAGAUGUAGACAAUGUCUCGCCACAAAAAUCACAUUCAGAUCUUGCAAAAACAACAAAAAUAAAACCAGACUUGGACAACAUCUCAGUAACUUCCAGUGAAAGCUCCUCAUUUGAACCUGAUUAUCCCCGCCCAAAAUUUGAAUUCACAAAUAAAAUUGUUUUAACCAAUGUGGCCCCGCGGGCUGCCCUAACACGAGAAGAACUCCAGGCUAUAAUUAAACGCCUGGUUAUUGAUCCUGAAGAGAAAGAGAAGGAGCGAGCUAUAAGUCGUGGGACACCUGUGAUAGUUGAGCUUGAGGUCAAGAGGGGCACAUUAUCGGCGGUGAGGGGUCAGCCCAGACAGGUGGACGUGGAUGGACAGAGUGUGGUGUCUGAGGACCUGCGUCAUUAUGACGAUGAAUACAGGAUACAGUGGGACACAAUGCCUGAUCGUAAGCGCACAAAUCCCUCAAGUGUCAUGCUAACUGAAGCCACAGUGGAGUUGAUAGGGGCCACACCGGACAUCAAACAAGGACCUAAGGACCCUUUCUCUGCACUCAGGAAGGACGUUGGCCCGUCUAUUUUACGCCGCAAGCCCCAAAACAUGGCCGAUGACGCGGCUGGUGAUGAUGUGGCUUAUGACAUCCGCCCUGAUCUGGUCCCUGCUACUGAUAUAAUGGGCAAGGCUAAGGCUAACAUGAGUCUGAAGUGGCACCAGGAGCCCCAGGGCUCCCCCAGUGGUCAGGACCACACCCCCAGGUACACAAGACCGCCCAGGUUUGUGGGGGAAGUGAGGAGUGUGCUGAGGGCCAGGAAACUACAGGGUCAUAUGAGUGGGAUAACCUGUGUACAAUUUGACAAACGCAGACUGGUUUCAGCAGGAUUGGACCGCGUUAUCAGAAUGUGGGACAUACGCAGUGGUCGCAGUCUGCAUAAGUUCUUGGGGCACAAGGGAGGAGUUAGAUGUCUGCAGUUCUAUGGGAAUGAGUUAGCCACUGGAUCCUGGGACACUACUAUUAUGAUUUGGGACUUGCGUAAUCUCUGUCGCCACCACAUCCUCACCGACCACAGUGACAGUGUCACAUGCCUGGCCUUGAACCAGGACUUCAUGGUUUCUGGCUCAGAAGACACAACAGUGCGCGUUUGGCGACGGGCAACCUAUUUCUGUUCCAAUGUGAUACGCGGCCAUAAAAUGGGUGUGACAAGCAUUGCCUUUGAUGGGAGCCAUGUUGUUUCUGCUUCUAAAGAUGGAAACCUGAGGUUGAGCAACAUUCUCUCGGGCGAAUGCGUUUGGACUUUCUUGGCAGCUGAUGUACCUGUACCUAUUUACACUGUGGCGAUGAAGGGCAGCCUCAUCCUCAGUGGGGACAGCAUGGGUCGUGUGUAUUUCUGGAACAAGAUGACGGGAGAGAAUGAGGCGGCCAUUGAGGCUCACACCGGAGCGAUCAACAAGCUGGCCUACCUUGCUGGGCGCUUCUACACUGCCUCUGGAGAUGGCAGUAUCAGAGAAUGGGACCUCGUCACCAUGACGAGUGUUAGACUCCUCGAGGGUCACAAGGGUCCAGUAAGAGACUUCAUGGUGACCAGUGAGCGCAUGGUGAGUUGCAGUGAGGACGGCAGCAUACGAAUCUGGGACCUCUUUGACCCGCGCAAGAAAACCACCGAGGCCGAGCAGAUACAGCAGUUGUACCAGGACAGCCUCUGAUGUGAACACUGGAUGGAUGUGAUGUGAACAUUGGGUGGAUGUGAUGUGAACACUUGGUAGAUGUGCUGUGGACACUGGAUGGAUGUGAUGUGAACACUGGAUGGAUGUGAUGUGAACACUUGUUAGAUGUGGUGUGAACAUUGGAUUAUGUGAUGUGAACACUGAGUGGAUGUGAUAUAAACAAUGUCAACAUCAGGUGGAUGUAGACUUGGUGGAUGUGACAUGAACACUGGAUGGAUGAGAUGUGAAAACUGGGUGGAUGUGAUGUGAACACUGGAUGGAUGUGAUGCGAACACUGGAUGGAUGUGAGUAGAACUCUGGGUGAAUUUGAUGUGAACACCUGGUGGAUGUGAACAUGUGGGUGAUGUUACCACUGGAUGUGAUUUGAACUCGGGGCGGAUGUGAAAACCUGUGGUGAUAUGGAGGUCAUAUAGAAACUUGAGGUUAUGUGAACAUUUUGGUCCUGUCAACAUUUGGGAUCAUUUGAACAGUUGAGGUCAUGUAAAACACCUGCAGUGUUGUACACAUGAGUUGAAAUAAAGCAACAAUUUUAGAUAAAAGAAUGCGUUGAUGGAAAUAUUUUGCGUUUAAAAGCAGACUGUUUAUGUAAACAUUUAUGUGAUUUUAAUGCUUGGUAAUGUGAGCAUUUAUAUGAUGUAAACAUUUUGUUAUAUGUGAACAGUUAUGUGAUGUAAGCAUGUGGUGAUGUGAACCAUUUUAUGAUGCAAACAUAUAGUGAUGUGACUUUUUGUGAUGUUAACAUUUUGGGAUGUGGAAAGUGAUGCAAUUAAAACAUGAGUGUGACUUGAA
This is a messenger RNA of Dreissena polymorpha, 4614 nucleotides long. RefSeq lists its product as uncharacterized. The transcript has 25 exons. Gene Ontology annotation, molecular function: protein binding. The record is from RefSeq and is a predicted model, not a curated record. Lineage: Eukaryota; Metazoa; Mollusca; Bivalvia; Myida; Dreissenidae. Bases 139 to 3804 code for a protein of 1221 amino acids.